AUUGCAUGGUUUGCUCAGACAAAGCUUUUUGAGCCAACACUUCACAUGCUUAGUGUGUCGUGCUAGAGGAACUAUUAGCUGGACUCAGGAAGACUCCAGACAUGGUAGAGGAGAGGAUGGGGGACUGUUGGAGCUACACAAAGGAUCAGUUUGACAACUUGGAGAAGCAUACACAAUGGGGGAUCGAAUAUGUGGAGAAGUACACCAAAUUUGUCAAGGAGAGAUCAGAGAUUGAAACCAACUAUGCAAAACAAAUUAGGAAUUUAUCAAAGAAGUAUCAACCCAAGAAGAACUCACGAGAAGAGGAAGAGAGCAAGUACACCUUCUGUCGAGCCUUCCUGAUGACACUUAAUGAGUUAAAUGACUACGCGGGUCAACACGAGGUUAUAGCGGAGAACUUGACAUCUCAAAUCAUCACCGAGCUUUCACGCUACCUGCAGGAGGUCAAGGCCGAGAGAAAAUCGCACUUCCAUGAUGGGCGUAAGGCACAGCAGCACAUUGAGAGCUUGUGGAAACAGCUGGAAUCGAGUAAAAAAAGAUUUGAGAGAGAGUGUAAAGAGGCAGACAGAGCACAGCAAUACUUUGAGAAGAUGGAUGCUGACAUUAACGUGACUAAGGCUGACGUGGAAAAGCGAAGUUCCCACAAGGCACGACAGCAAGCUCAGAUGAGGCACCAGAUGGCUGCUGACAGUAAGAGCGAUUACUCCUCCUACCUGCAAAAGUUCAACCAGGAGCAGAAUGAACAUUACUUUACAGUUAUCCCCAGCAUAUUCCAGAAACUUCAAGACAUGGAGGAGAAAAGAAUUGAGAGGCUAGGAGUGUGCAUGAAGAUAUUUGCAGAAGUGGACCGCCAAGUGCUGCCCAUCGUGGGGAAAUGUUUAGACGGCAUGACGAAUGCCGCUGAGUCCAUCGACCCCAAGACUGACUCGAAGCAGGUGGUGGAGUCCUAUAAGUCCGGGUUCGAGCCCCAAGGAGAUGUGGAGUUUGAGGAUUACAGCCAGGCCAUGAAGAGGACAGCGUCUGAGACCAGCCUUUCCAACUCCAGAGAGGCCAAGGAGAAGCCUGCUGGCAAGAGCAAGGGCAAACUGUGGCCUUUCAUUAAGAACAAGAACAAGCUUAUGUCCCUGUUAACGUCCCCCCACCAGCCCCCACCUGCCCCCCCAGCCUCAUCCCCGCCCUCACCCUCUGCUGUUCCCAACGACCCCCAGUCUCCCAAGCAGCACAAGGAGCCCCUCUCCCACCGCCUCAACGACUUCAUGACCUCCAAACCCAAAAUGCACUGCCUCCGGAGCCUGAGGCGAGGGCAGCAAUCCCCACAUUCGCUCGUUUGUCACAAAGAGCUUAUGAAGAGGACUCUGGGCCGACCCACAUAUGCUUUCGAAGCAAGGCAAUAUGUUCUUUCUCUCAAGCUGAUCACACUCAAUUCCCACGUCCGGAAUCUCAUUGAGGGCUCUGGACCAGAGGACUUCAGCCACCUGCCACCAGAACAGAGGAGGAAGAAGCUGCAGGGAAAGCUAGAUGAACUGAAUAAGGACAUUCAAAAAGAAAUGGACCAGAGGGACGCUCUAACUAAGAUGAAAGACGUGUACGUGAAGAACCCUCAGAUGGGAGACCCAGCCAGCGUAGACCCCCGGCUAUCAGAAAUAGCCCAGAACAUCGAGAAGCUCCAGUUUGAAGUUCAGAAAUUUGAGGGCUGGUUAGUUGAGGUGGCGGAAAGGAUGCCAUCCAAGAGUGAUACACAUCGAAGAAGUGGACUCUAUGAGACCCAGAAUAACACAACAGUGGGCAACAUCACAACAGUGGGCAACAACUGUGCACAGGACAGAGAGAGGCCCUUGAGCAGCCCGGAUGGCAGCUAUACAGAGGAGCAGAAUUCAGAGACUCAGGUCAAAGCCAACAUCAACCCCAACCCCACCUCCACCACGCCAGAGUUCGACGAUGAGUUUGACGAUGAGGAGACCCUGCCCACCAUCGGCACCUGCAAAGCCUUGUACCCAUUUGAAGGUCAUAAUGAGGGUACUAUCGCCGUGGCAGAGGGCGAGCUGUUGUACGUCAUAGAAGAAGACAAAGGAGACGGCUGGACACGAGUGCGCAGGAAUGAGGACGAGGAGGGAUACGUCCCCACAUCCUACGUUGAGGUUUUUUUGGAAACAAAUGCCAAAGAUUCCUAAAAGUGUGAGGCUGGCUGAGGAAUGGGCAGGGCAAGCAGCCUCGGAGAAACCACCAUGUUCCUCAUGCGCUCACAGAAUCAGAGAGAGAAAGUGAAAGAUGACCUGAAUCUAAAAGAGAGUGACGGCCGAUUAGAACGCAUCUCAAUUUUUCAAACCAUUACAAAAAUAUAUAUAUAUAUCGGCAGUGUUGCGCUUCCUCUGCAGAACUCUGCGAUGUGAAGCGACGAUAAGAGAAAUCCAUUAAAAUUUUAGCGCUCAUAACCCAUUCCAUUCUUAACACCCAUACAGCAGCCACAACCACAGUAUACAAUUUGCUGUUUGUUGUUUUUAGCAAAGCUUUGCUUCUUAAUGUAACUAACUCCGCUUGCACCACCCGCGGUCAUGAAUGUGGCUGUUGGCUUCCUCACUCUGUUUUUCCUUACCUUUGCCCCCAUUGCACACACACACACACACACACACACACACACACACACAUGGCAGAGGGUGUGGUCAGAGACAGGACGGCGACCAGCAGGAGCCUACAGACAAAAGGCCAGCUGUCAGACACAUUCAUCCAGUGGUGUGUGAGUCGUGAACUCACUCACUCACUCAGAAGAGAAUCAUCCUGGGCUCAUCUACCUGCAUCUGGUUCUUAAAAAGCUCAUGUCCACCCCUCCCACUAAAAUCAGCUCCAUAUUUGCAGGUUUCACCCAACUGGAAAUGGAAGAAGUGAUGGUGCUAAUCAUCUGUUUGUAUGCUAUGUGCUUCUGGUUUAUGUUGUGUGUUUGUUUGAUCCGAAUGCUUGUACGUAUGUCUUAUUUUAAAGGUCUUGUGUGUUGUAAUGUCCCAUUUUCUCCGCAACACGAUCACCCCCACAUAUCCAGGACCAACUGGAGGGAAAAGAGAUGGAUGAUGGGUCAUCACUCGCCAUCACUCAUCCUACAAAUUCUUGUCUUGUCACUGGUGCCUGUUCCUCUCUCUGACCACAACCCCCUCCCUCCCCCCCACCUCGACGGCCCUUCCUUCCUCAGGCGGCUCAGGCUAUCCCUCGGCUGCUUUGAGCCCCCCUUUUUUUUGCAACAGCUCUGGGCGGGGGGCCUCUCAGCGUUGUGGUGUGCUGCAUGCUUGCCCUGUCUUCCUCCUCGCCCCUCUGCUGGCAACCUGGAGAAGGUGGUGGGGGUGUUUGGUAAGCUUACGCCCCCUUGCCUCCAGCCUUUCUAUUCAGUUAACCCUCAUUGCCUGGUCAUACUGUUUGAAUUAACCUGAAUGCUACUGUUUGGGUUCAGUGCCUGUGGUUCAUUAUCUUUUUUCUUUUGUUGGUUCAGAAAGCAUGUUUUCCUGUUUUUAACAGCGAGUGAGUGAUCUCCUCCUCCCAGAGUUCCCCAGUUUAAUCUCAAAACUGUCAGUAAAGGAUGAUAGGGACCCGAAAUGUUGUUUUCUGAAUGAUCUUAUGCAUAGGUAGGUCAUGGAUGUCUUGUGCAUUUGUUUUACUGUAAGUACACAGUACAGUAUGUAUGUAAAAAUGUUAUGUGUUUUGAUCUGAGUGUCUAACGCAAGUUGUUGUUAGUUUACAGUUAAUCACCUUGUGGAAAUAUCUCCACUCGAUCCAAGCAACAGUUUACCCAAAAAUAAAACCUAUGAAGAUAUGAUUUACACCUGAUGUUUUUAGGAUGGUCCACUUAACUGUCUACUGUAUAUGAAAAUAUACUGUGAUACACAUUUUCCUGUGAGUUUGUGACUGAAAUGUGACCCAGAAACACCUGUUGUGGGCCUUAACUGGGUUUCUGAGGGUAAGAAUGAUGCUGAUGUUAGCUGUGGUAUGGUGAAAGGAUUAAGAUGCGAUUAUCUCAAAAGUUUUGGGGGCAAAUUUGAGAGUUUUUAUAAUCAUGAAACUGUCAGACGAGAGAAAUUAUGUCCACUGAUUCUCCCCUGCUCAAUGGCACAUAAUGUACGUGAUUUUAACAUUUUUGCUUUAUAUUUGCUGAUGUUGAGUUUGGAUUCAGCUAAUUUUCUUUCUUUUUUUUUUAAGAUGGAAAUCUUUGUUGUAGCUUAUUCUGCCUGAAUGGGACUAAAAUCCCUUAAAUGCAAAUAUGAGUAAGAAUUACAUUGUUUUGGAUGAAGCCAUUCUUAAACAUUCAUCUGAUGCGGCAUAUUAUGAAUACUUGUUAAAUGGAGGAGUGAUGAACAUAUUGACCAUUUGGACUCGUGAUGGAAGGAAUGAUCAAGUCUCUGCUGAAUCAAGCUUAAAAAUACCACGUUUACUUUUUACCACCCAUCGCUCGAUAUGUCAAGAUAUCAAGCCACUUUUGUUUCUUUAAUUGUUUUCAGCGAUAAAUGACAAGAUAAAUCUGAUGAGGCACAGAUCACUGCUUUGAGGGCAGCGGUAGCUUUAUAGUAGCCAUCUGCCUGCCAGUUCUCUGCAGUGAGACCACCACAAACCUUUUAGUGGAUGCCCCGGAAUAACCUGCCUGUACAGUGGAAAUGGCACGUUGGAAUUAGAGAGAAUAUAUAUGAAUAUAUAAAUAAAGUUUAAAAAGGAAAAACAUCUAUUUUAACUAUUGGGAGUCUUACCAUUACUUUAUCUGCUUUGCAAAGUAAGACUUCUUUUCCUUUGUAAGGUCUACCAAAUGGUGUGUUUUGCACUUUUUUGUUUGUGUUCCAUUUGGUAGCCCAUGCUUGUGUUUUGGAGCACUGAAUACUUUGUAUUGUGUUUACUGUGCCAAUUAAAUAUGCCUGAAAAGUUAA
Molecule: messenger RNA, 4895 nt
Organism: Siniperca chuatsi (mandarin fish)
Lineage: Eukaryota; Metazoa; Chordata; Actinopteri; Centrarchiformes; Sinipercidae
Gene: fnbp1b
Product: formin-binding protein 1
Exons: 20
Coding region: 102-2171 (689 amino acids)
Biological process (GO): signal transduction; endocytosis
Molecular function (GO): protein binding
Source: RefSeq, a predicted model, not a curated record